This is a messenger RNA of Quercus robur (English oak), 744 nucleotides long. RefSeq lists its product as uncharacterized. The record is from RefSeq and is a predicted model, not a curated record. NCBI's taxonomy places the organism in Eukaryota, Viridiplantae, Streptophyta, Magnoliopsida, Fagales, Fagaceae. Bases 193 to 624 code for a protein of 143 amino acids. The transcript is spliced from 3 exons.
UUUGUUUUGUAUUAUACUUAGAUGAGUGGUGGAAGUUGUUUGGAUCUUAUGCUCCAAACUUACAAAAGUUUGCAAUUUAGAUCCUUAGUCAAACUGCUGCCUCUUUGGGAUGUGAGUAGAAGUGGAGUGUUUUUUUAAGAAAUACAUACCAAAAGGAGAAAUAGAUUGAAGCAUCAACAACUUAAUGAUCUUAUGUAUGCUCAUUAUAACUACCGAUUGAAAGAAAGAGUCAAAAGGAAGAAGUUCAAUUUUGAUCCUAUUGAUUAUGCAAGUAUCAAUAAAAUUGAAUUUUGGGUAGUAGAAGAUGAGGAACCUCCAUUUCUUAAUCAUAAGGAGUUAGAGAAUGCAUUAUAUGAAGAGGGAGCAUAUCCAAUUGAAGAAGGGUCUUCUAGCCAUGUACAAGGAGAUAUGGACAAUGAAGUGAUUGAGGAUGAUGACAUUAAUUUGGAAUCAUUUGGUGAUGAACGUGAUGCUCCUCCCAAAUUUAGAGAUAAAAAUCAUCCUAUUGAAGUUGAAGAUGAAGAUGAAGAAAAUGAGGAUGAGGAUGAUAAUAAUGAUGCUAGUGGUGGUGGAGCAUUUGGUUCACAUGAUGAUAUUAAUUUCAAUUAUCUUUAUGACAAUUGAGGCUUGUUUUGUUAUCAAAUGAACCUUAAAACUUAGUAGUUCUUUGUUUGAAACAUUUUUGGUUAGUUGGAUGUAAUGAACUUAUAUAUUUAGUUCUCUAUUUGAAACUUAUUUACUAUU